CUUUCAGAUCUCCUUGAGUUCGCCCAUUUGUAACGACAGUUUAUGCACGUCAAUUCUUCUCUCCUCUAAUGCCACGCAUUGCCCCCAAUUUGAGUUUGCCUCGUGCAAUUUGUACGUGUGGUAAACAUCUACGACAUGCUCCCAACCCACGACUCUACUCAUCUGCACCACGAAAAUAUACCAGCGAAGAUAUAGCCAGUCUCUUCGAUAAGCCAACAUGGUCGGUUCGGUCUCUUCUCCCCAACAGCGAUGCCCUUGAGAAAUCGCCAUCAGUCACACCGGAAAAACUUCGCCAUUUACUCCGUCUAUCAGCACUCCCUGAACCACUUGACAAGGAAGAAGAGACAGUGAUGUUGAGAACUCUGGAGUCGCAGAUCCACUUUGUUAAAGAGAUCCAACGUGUCAAUGCCGCCGAUGUAACGCCCCUACGUGCAAUUCGUGAUGAGAGUGACGAAGCUACUAAAGAAGCUACAAUUGGAUUGGAACACCUGAAGGAUGCUUUGGCUAAGGAACAUGUGGUCGGCCGUCGCAAGAAGAUACAGCGCGUUGCCCCUGAGAACGAAGUUAGAGCCGAUAGCGACCAAUGGGAUGGAAAUGCCCUGGGCUCAGCGACAAAAACCAUCGGUAAAUAUUUCGUGGUUCAGAAUCGAGGCUGAAAUAGCGCACUCUCUUUUCUCGCACUGGUGGCUCAGCAAAAGGAGUAUCACAUUAUAGUCUGGGACAUAUAUUGUAUAUAUUUGUGAGACUCAUGUACUCACAAUUAUACUACCUUUCACCCGCCGGAGUUGCACGAAACGGCCUCUCCCAACCCUUCAGGGCCUAUAAAAGGAGAACCGACUCUACAAAUUUGAUCAUCAGCCUGCUGGAUGUUUGCAAAAUUUAGCAUAGCCUGGAGACUUCAGCAGUAAUUCUGCUAUAUCAAAAGAGUCGUAAACAGCAGGAUCUCAUUCCGACCAACAAUAUCCAGAGCCGGGGUAAUCUCACGUUAAGAAAUGGAUAUUUAUACUCGGCAGCCUUGAUGAUGUUAUUACUCUUCUCACGUCUC
Messenger RNA from Talaromyces proteolyticus, 1045 nucleotides. RefSeq lists its product as uncharacterized. The record is from RefSeq and is a predicted model, not a curated record. NCBI's taxonomy places the organism in Eukaryota, Fungi, Ascomycota, Eurotiomycetes, Eurotiales, Trichocomaceae. The coding region runs from base 69 to 656 and encodes 195 amino acids. The transcript has a single exon.